Molecule: messenger RNA, 3998 nt
Organism: Schistosoma guineensis
Lineage: Eukaryota; Metazoa; Platyhelminthes; Trematoda; Strigeidida; Schistosomatidae
Source: the annotation of a GenBank genome assembly
GAAAUAAAGAUGUGUUUGCAUGUGUAUAUUGUUUGUUACUUAUCUACAAGUUAGACGAAUAUAUUCAAUUAAAGAAAACCAGCGAUCCUAGUCAUUUAAGCCAGUAUUAUGGGAUGGUUUAAAUAGUUUCAUGUUUAAUUAUCUAGUAAGAAUGUUUUGUGGUGAAUAUGAAACUGAUGAACUAUCCAACAUUCAUGUUGAAGGCAAUUCUGGUAUUAAAGCAUCAUCAUCUUCAUCAAUUUCUUGUGGAUGUAUAGAAAGUACAUCUAGUCUUAACAAUCCAAGUAAAAUUAGCUCACGAAUACUUGAAGAUGCUGCAUUAAAAUUAUGGUCAAAUUUAAAUUUGGAUAGAAUAAAUUUCAAUAACGAAUUGAUAAAAUUAACUGCAAAGUUGCAAGAAAAUAUUGCUAUUAAUUUAAAUCAUCAACAUCAAAAUCAUCAUCAUUGUAACGAUGACAGUGAUAAUGAUAAUAACAGUAAUAAGUUAGCACAGAUUUUAUCUCUGUCUAACUUCAAAAUAAAUCCAUCAUUGUCAUUAUCAUGUUCCCAGUCAACAUCGUCAUCUUCUAUAUUACAUGAUAAUACGAACAAUAAUACCGAUACUAUUGCCACUACUAUAAGUACCAAUAAUGACAUUCCAUUAUCACUAACCAAUUAUUCAACUGUAUCACAAAUUGCUCGAUUUGCAUCGGCUGCUAACCUUUUCAAUUCUACUGGAGUUGAUCUACAUUGUCCCACUAAUUUUUAUACAAUUCAAAAUGAUAAAUUGAUCACUUCUAGUUAUAAUAUUGAUGUUCAUACAAAUAUUGCUGAAAACUUAAUUUCUAACAAUAUACCCACAACUAUUACUUCCAAUACAAACACUUUAGUAUCUGUGAGCAGUACUACGUCUUUUACAAAUUACACAACUGCUCACUUCAUUGAUAAUUCUUUUCGAAACCAAGAAGAAGAUUUCAAUUUAAAGAGUGAAAAUGAAAUUUCAUUUCAUGUACCACAACAACAACUGAAUCUGCCUGAUUAUUAUCAUCAUCACCAAGAACAACAACAAACCACGAAACCAAACUUUUGUGCAGCACAAGAUGAGGGAAUAAACAUCUCAGUUGAAUUGAAACAGACAAAACCUUCAACAGAAUUAAUCAAAACUAAACAGACAUUAUAUUGUUGUUCUAUAUGCCGACAAAGAUUUCAUUCAAACACUGGACUAAGACGCCAUAAUUUAGCUUUACAUGCAACCAAAGCUAUGAAAUGUGACCAAUGUGUGAAAGUUUUCAGACAUCAAGCAGCUUUAUCUGAUCAUAAAAAACGUGUUCAUGGUCCACGUGAAUAUAUUUGUGGUAUAUGCUCAGCAGAUUUUGCUACAGAAACUUAUCUACGUUCUCAUGUACGAAUUCAUGAUGAAAAACGAUUUGUUUGUUUAGAAUGCAAACAUGGUUUUUCAAAUCCAUCCGAUUUAAAAAAUCAUAUGAGGAUACAUAAUGAUGAAAAACCAUUUGAAUGUGAAGUGUGUGGAAAAGCAUUUCGCCAUGUUAGUGGAUUUUAUGCUCAUAUACGAAUUCAUACAGGUGAAACACCAUAUCAAUGUGAAUUGUGUGCAAAGAAAUUUAGUAAUGCAAGCAAUUUUCGCAUGCACAGAAGGGUACAUACGAAGGAAAUGCAAUUCCGCUGUCAAACAUGCGGUAAAGAGUUUAUCCAACCAAGUAACUACAGUCGACACUUAAGAAUACAUACAAAAGAAAAACCUUAUUCAUGUAACUUAUGCUCAGCAAAAUUUCUUUAUUCAACUUCUUUAAAACGACAUCAACAACGUCAUCAUGGUUUAGAAUUAUUAAGAUGUCAGUUAUGUCAGAAAACAUUUUUAAAUGAAUCAUGUCUUAUUCGACAUCGUACUGGUUGUGAAUUACGCGCUUGUGUUAAAACGGCAGAUGAAGAAUUAUACACUCAUUUAUUAUAAAACUAAUAACAUCAAGAAAAUCUGUCUACACUUAACAUAAUACUUCUCUUUUUACAACUAGAAAAUAAUCAUAAUAAUAGUAAUAAUGUAUCAACUUAUAUUAUAAAUGAGUAGAUUUAUUAAUCUUGUUUUGUUUAACUCUUCUUUUUAUUCGCUAAAAUAAAUGUUCACUUAUUUUUUUACACAUUCAGAAGAAGAUUAUCAACAUGGUAACUAUGAGCAUUAUUUUUAUUUGAACUAUUUCACCAUACUAUUUUUUUCUAAAGAGAAAAUCUUUGAUGAUAAACAUUUUACGUCAUUUUUUUUUCUUUUUUUAUAUAAACCACUUUUUAUUGGUUUAUUUUUGCAGUUUGUUUUCCAGUUUUUUAAUAUCAGAUAAUGUGCUUUAUCAUACCUUAACGUUUAUUUUGUCAGAUAAUAUUCGUAACAAUGAGAAUUAAAAUAAUAAAUUUUACACAUAUUUUUUCUUCAUAAAUAAUGAUCAAUUUCUUGAAGCCAUAUAUUAAUAUUAAAUUUCUCACACAUUUAUCAUUGGUGAUAUUAUAACGCUAACUAUCAAGUGAAUGAAUAUAAGCUCAUUUAUCCAAUUGUUGUAAACGAGAACUCAGGUGGAGAUGAAUAAUUUAUUAUUUAAUACAAAAUUAAAGAAUAUCUUGGUAAAAAUAUGCAAACCAUACAAUGAAUACUUUAUUUGCAAAAUUCCAUCAUUUGACCUUCACAUUCUGUAUGGUUCUUCCAAGUCAUAAUUUCUUACUAUAUCCGUUUCUGUUUUCUUUAAAUUGACCUUCAUAGCCUUUUUCUGUUAUGCAUUCCUCUUCUGGUUGGUGUUACAUGCUACUUAUGUCGACAUACAUGAGUUCUUCUGAACGACGUACAUCUACAUUUAUCUCCGGCCACCAGCAUGUGAGCCUAGCCGAGGAUUUCAUUUUCUAAAUACCUAAAUGUCCAUCAUAAUGAUUUUCAAGGGCAGAUCUACAUAAUGAAGGAGGAAUAACAACACGACCAUUAAAAUACAAAAUACCAUCAGGAGUAGUGGAUAACUCGUCCCGCUUUGAAAAAUAGUCAGGAAAUAUACGUUUUGGAUUAGCAUUCCAACCUUUUCGUAUGACACCGAGUAUACAUCAACAGUACCGACGAGUUUCUCUAGAGAGAUCUGAAUUUCUCACUGGUAAAAGGUUGUACUAACAAACAGUCGUCAGUAUUAACAGGUUUAUCGUGGAAAGAUUUUCGAGAUAUGUAGUCGCUAUGUUGAAUUUGGCACUUCUGUGCUGAAUCGUAUAGUCAUAGGCACUCAAAGCAAUACUCCAUCGUUGAACCAUAGAAGAUGAGGAACGUGCUAAGGAUUUUUCAGGAUUAUAAAUGAACUUUAAAUCUUCGUGAUCUGAAACAACAGUGAAUUUGUCACCAAAUAAAUAUUUCUGAACUCGUUUGACAGCCGAAAACACAGAUAAUUCUUCUCGCUGACUUUGUGAAUAAUCUUGUUCAUUAACAGUAAUUUUGUGUGAAACACAGAUAACUGGUCUACCUUCCUGUUCUAAAACUGCGCCGAUACCCACAAGUGAUGCAUCAGUAAUAAGCAUAGAAUGUACACUAGAGGGGUAACUUUGAAGAACAGCAUCACUUUGAAGGAACUUUAGCAGACUUCGUAAGCACGACACUUGUUCAUCACCACAUUUGAAUGAAUUCAAUGUCAAAAUAUUAAAUAGACAAUUGGCAAAACAAGGUAAAUUAGGAAUAAAACGGAAAUAGUACUGAAGAGCAUCCACUAGUAAACAAGUCAUCCGUACUGUAACAACUUAUUGUACAUUUAUUGUUGUUGUGCUUGUAUGAAAUAUGUAUACUUGAACUUUGUUUCCGCCUACGCAUCUAUCCAUCCUGCUAGCUUUAUUAUUAGCUGCUUAACUGAUUCGAUGAUCUAUUCAUUUCCCUAUAUUUAUAGACGUACAUUUACACUCUACACUCACAGUUCGCUGACUCAUUCAUUUGCCUCUCUGCUUUCUGGUCUGAGUUAUCUGCUAAUAAAACUGUAGUUGCUACUUCUCUUUGC